Molecule: messenger RNA, 1015 nt
Organism: Labeo rohita (rohu)
Lineage: Eukaryota; Metazoa; Chordata; Actinopteri; Cypriniformes; Cyprinidae
Gene: haus1
Product: HAUS augmin-like complex, subunit 1
Exons: 9
Coding region: 102-938 (278 amino acids)
Biological process (GO): spindle assembly; centrosome cycle
Cellular component (GO): HAUS complex; cytosol
Source: RefSeq, a predicted model, not a curated record
GGAACGAGAAGAACAAAUUCAAUGGCGGGAUGUUUAGUUGCUGCGAUCUGAACUUUAUGUGAAGUAAAUUGAAUUAGAUGUGACACAGAGUUAGUGCGAAAAUGUGCGAGAAAAGCAAAAUCGUGACCCAGUGGCUCAGGAAGGUGUUUGGGCAGCAGCCGGUACCGGAGUUUGAAGUGAACACACGCACGGUGGACAUCCUGUAUGAGCUUGCUGAAAGCAGUGAGAUGAGAUGCAGAGAGGUUGAGAUGCUCAUCGAGGACCACGAGCAGAAAACAGAGGAGUACAGCAGUGAUGGAGCACAUCUUCAAGAAGUGCUUCUCCAGGGAGUAGGACUGCAGGCCGGAGCACUUUCCAAACCCACAGUGGACCUGCUGUCAGCACUGGAGGGAACUGCUGAAGUGCUUAAACUUAGAGACACAUCACUUGGGAGUUAUAUGCCUGCAAUUAAUAAACUGACCAAUGACGUGCUGGAGGCAGAGAAAACGGACCGGAGGUUGCAACGGGAACUUGCUGCUGUUAGAAAGAAAAUGACCGCCGCAGUUGUUCUUCGUAAAAAACUUCAGGAUGAUUUGAUGAAGAUCACACAUAUACAGCAGGUGGAGGCAGCUACAGCAGAGGAGAGGCUUCUGAACAUGGACUUUAUGAAGAAUAAAUCCAAAGAUCUCUCUUGCAGGAAUAAGAUUGCACAGGAAAAGCUGGACUCACGGCAGAUGGAGGAUUCUCUUACCCAUCAGGCCAUCCUGCAGUUAUCAGAGAAAAUCGCAGCUCUGAAAGAGGAAACACUACCUUUGAAGAAGAAACUAGAGCCGUAUAGUGACUUGAGCCCUAGUCCAGCUCUUGCGCGUGUGAAAAUCGAGGAAGCCAAAAGAGAGCUGGCUGCCCUGGAUGCCCAGCUGGAGCAGAAAGUGGACUUCAUAAACACUUUAUCUCGAUAAUAUAAAAUAUCUAAUAAUAAAAAAAUAAGCGUGUUAAUAAAUGUAACGUGUAAGUUGUACCAUUUGCAAUAAACGCA